Solanum dulcamara is the source of this 2473-nucleotide messenger RNA. RefSeq lists its product as uncharacterized. The coding region runs from base 71 to 2197 and encodes 708 amino acids. Gene Ontology annotation, molecular function: FAD binding. The transcript has 13 exons. NCBI's taxonomy places the organism in Eukaryota, Viridiplantae, Streptophyta, Magnoliopsida, Solanales, Solanaceae. The record is from RefSeq and is a predicted model, not a curated record.
UAUAACCAAAACCCCUUCUAAAACCCCCUUACAUGCCAACUAAAAUCUUAUCUCCUCCAAAUUUUCAACCAUGUCCAUGGCUUCUACCAAGAUUUUAGUCCCUUCCCAUUUUUCAUUCUUGAAUUCAAAUCCCAAAUUCACAUUCCCAAAAAUUCAAUCUUUUUCACUAUACUCAAACCCCUUUUGCAUUACAUGUUCAAAGAAGGUAAAAAGAAGAGGAAAAUUGAGGUAUCCAUCUGAGAAAAAGAAGUUAAAACAGCAACAAGAAGCUCAAGUUGAUGUUGAAAACAAGUUUGAAGGGAUUUGGAGGCUCUCAAAGCUCAGUGUUUCAGUUCAUAAAGACCCUGGAAAAGAUUUCUUAGGUGUUUCAGAUGCUUUGCUCCAAGAAAUUGCUAAAGUUCUUGAAUUUCCGGUUGCUUCAAUGUUGCCACAGGAGGCAUUUAAAGUUGUUAGAAAAUCUUUUGAUGCUCGCAAGUUGCAAAAGGAACAGAAGUUUGUAUAUACAGUUGAUGUGGAUGUCCAUAAACUACUAAAUUUAGAGCCUCGUACUUUGGAAUUCAUCUCUGAAUUGGAACCCAAGGUUGGCUUAAUUGAGCAUUUGGCUCAUGACAGAACUUCUGGUGACAUAAUGAGCAUAGUACAUGCUUGCAGAAAGUCGGGUCAGGAUGCAACUACUUCAGAACAUGGAGAUACAAAUCUCUGCAAUGGAUCACAUACAAAUGCAAAUCAUAGAAAACCAAAAGUUGCAGUUGUUGGUAGUGGGCCUGCAGGGUUGUUUGCUUCUCUUGUGCUUGCUGAAUUUGGAGCAGAUGUUACACUGAUGGAAAGGGGAGAAGCCGUUGAGAAAAGGGGCCGUGACAUUGGUGCUCUGGUUGUUCGACGGAUAUUGCAAGAGGAGAGCAACUUUUGCUUUGGGGAGGGUGGUGCAGGUACUUGGAGCGACGGGAAGCUAGUUACUAGAAUUGGAAGAAACAGCAGUAGUGUUUUAGCAGUUUUGGAAACAUUGGUCCACUUUGGAGCUCCACAGAAAAUUUUGGUUGAUGGAAAACCUCAUCUAGGAACUGAUAAACUGGUUCCACUUCUUCAAAAUUUCCGGCGAUACCUUGAAAAGUUGGGUGUCUCCAUCAUGUUUGGAACAAGGGUGGAUGAUUUACUCGUCAAGGAUAAACAUGUGGUGGGAGUCAGAGUUUCUGAUCCAAGAGAUAACAGAUUGCACUCCAUGAGCCAGCAGUUGGGGUACGAUGCUGUGGUUCUCGCAGUUGGGCAUUCUGCACGCGAUACAUAUCAGAUGCUUCUUUCUCAUGGGGUCAGCCUUGUUGAAAAGGAUUUUGCUGUUGGCUUGCGGGUUGAGCAUCCUCAAGAAUUAAUAAACAGCAUACAGUAUUCUGGAUUGGCCAAUGAAGUUCAAAGUGGACGCGGGAAAGUUCCUGUUGCUGAUUACAAGGUUGUUGAAUAUGUUAAUACAAAUGAUAUUGCUUUGCCUGCAAAUUCUGCACCAAGAAAUCACAGUUGUUACUCCUUUUGCAUGUGUCCUGGUGGCCAGGUAGUUUUAACCAGUACAGAUCUAUCAGAGCUCUGUAUCAAUGGCAUGUCAUUUUCCCGCCGGUCAUCUAAAUGGGCGAAUGCUGCACUUGUUGUUACAGUCUCAUCAAAGGAUUUUGCUGCUUUGGACUUGCACGGACCUCUCGCUGGUGUUGAAUUUCAGAGGAUGUUUGAGCGAAGGGCAGCUGCAAUGGGCGGAGGCAAUUUCGUGGUACCUGUUCAAACGGUGACCGAUUUUCUCGACAACAAAUUGUCAGGGCCAUCAGUGCCAUCAUCCAGUUAUAGAUUAGGAGUAAAGGCAACAAAUCUGCAUGAACUAUUCCCUAGUCACAUAACCAGCUCUUUACAACAAUCACUUUUGAAGUUUGACAAAGAGUUGCCGGGAUUUAUUUCCAGUAAUGCUCUUCUUCAUGGAGUAGAGACAAGAACUAGUUCCCCUGUCCAGAUCUCGCGAAGUGCUGACACUUACGAAAGCACGUCCUUAAGAGGGCUUUACCCUAUCGGAGAAGGAGCGGGUUAUGCUGGUGGGAUAGUAAGUGCAGCUGUUGAUGGCAUGUAUAGCGGCUUUGCUUUAGCGAAAAGCUUAGGUCUUUUUCAUGGCAGCAUCGAGUCGAUUUUAGGGAAGGCUCAGAGUGCUGGCGUUGCAAAAUAUUGACACCAUUAUAUCUAGUUUUGUUUUCACUAUGUUGUGUAAAUCAUUGACUACUCAUUGUUGAUCUAGCAACUCUUCAUAUAUAGUUCCGAGGCGAAUCCAGAAUUUAGAGUAGUUAGUAGGUUCUAAAUGAAUGUGAUCUAUUAUUUGUAAACGUUUUCGAGUUUUCAGCCUUCAGUUCUUAUUCUGGACAGUUGUUACACAACAAUGUUUGUUGAUUUGCAUUGUAAAACCUACUACCGUGAUGUAGACACUAUAUGUGUCUUUAUCAAAAAACUA